AUGAGUUCAGCCAACAAAAUUGAGGGAGUGAUCCAGGCUGGUAAUUUGUACCGCAAACGCACUGGAUUAUUUGCCAAGAUUACGGGUGGAAAGCAGCUGGUGUAUGUCGAGGCCAAUGACAAGCUCAAGAACGUGACAGUGUUCGAGUCCGAGACUAACAAGACCACGCCUCUUGCUUCCGUCGAUCUUUCAUCCGGUGCCGCCGUCGAGUUUGAUACGUCCAUGCAAUAUGGUAUUAAACUGGCUAAUGCUAAGGCCACGGAGAUUCUUGCUGCAGAAAGCAAGGAGAAACAGGAAGAGUGGCUCAACUCGUUCAUUAAUGCUGGCGCACAGUACCGAGAGGCGUUUAACGUGGAGGAUAUGGCCAAGAUCAAGUCGUUUUACGACUUGAAGGACUUUGAUAUGGAUGGCAAGGAGGUGUCGAUGGCCAAGUACAAGGGCAAGGUUGUUUUGGCCGUCAAUGUGUCGAGCAAAUGCGGUCUAACGCCCACAAACUACCCAGAGCUGCAGCAGCUGUAUGGAAAGUACAGGGACGAGGGUCUGGAGGUACUGGCAUUUCCAUGCAACCAGUUUGCUGGUCAGGAGCCUGGUACGCAUGAAGAGAUCAUGGAGUUUGUGAAGCAGUACAAUGUGACGUUUCCAUUUUUCGAGAAGCAUGACGUGAACGGCGCAACGGCUCGCCCAGUGUUUACGUAUUUGAAGACAAAAUUACCGGGUUCAUUUGGUGACUUUGUGAAGUGGAACUUUACCAAGUUCUUGGUAGACCGCAAUGGUCAGCCGUUUAAGCGUUAUGCACCAAAGGACACUCCAUUGUCAUUCGAGGAGGACAUCAAGACGCUGUUGGCGCAAAAAGCCUCGGAAAAGUGA
Molecule: messenger RNA, 867 nt
Organism: Peronospora belbahrii
Lineage: Eukaryota; Oomycota; Peronosporomycetes; Peronosporales; Peronosporaceae
Source: the annotation of a GenBank genome assembly